This is a messenger RNA of Anopheles nili, 1711 nucleotides long. It is a transcript of the gene eEFSec, whose product is annotated as selenocysteine-specific elongation factor. Gene Ontology annotation, molecular function: GTP binding; translation elongation factor activity; GTPase activity. The transcript has a single exon. Lineage: Eukaryota; Metazoa; Arthropoda; Insecta; Diptera; Culicidae. The record is from RefSeq and is a predicted model, not a curated record. Gene Ontology annotation, biological process: selenocysteine incorporation. The coding region runs from base 1 to 1584 and encodes 527 amino acids.
AUGUAUCUCAAUUUGAACAUUGGCAUACUAGGCCAUGUGGAUUCAGGAAAAACCACGCUUGCGAAAGCACUUAGCGGGAUCGCAAGCACGGCAGCCUUUGACAAAAACCCACAAUCACAGGAACGUGGAAUUACGCUGGACUUGGGUUUCAGCGCACUGCAAGUCGAUUUUCCGGAACAUUUAAGGGCGCAGAGCGCCCUGCAACGAUACGAGAAACUUCAGUACACCUUCGUUGACUGUCCCGGUCACGCGAGUCUCAUCCGAACGAUCAUCGGAGGUGCCCAGAUCAUUGAUAUGAUGCUGCUGGUGAUAGAUUUGGAAAAAGGAAUACAACCGCAAACGGCUGAAUGCUUGAUCAUCGGAGAGCUGACGUGUCGGAAGUUAAUUGUGGUGCUAAAUAAAUUGGAUGUGUUGCGAAACGCUACGCAGCAGCAGAAAACUCUCGAUAAACUUAAGAAAGGUAUUGCGAAUGUGCUUUCCAAAAUGGCAUUUGAUGAGACGCCUGUCGUAGCCAUUUCGGCAGCAACGGGAGAAAAGAUACCACUACUAGUGGAUGCCAUGAAGUUGAAGUCCUUUAUCCCGGACAGAUGCACUGACCUGCCCUUCAUGUUCGCCGUCGAUCAUUGCUUCGCCAUCAAAGGCCAGGGUACCGUUUGUACGGGCACCGUACUGCAAGGCCAGCUGAACGUUAAUGAUGAGGUAGAAAUCCCAAGGCUGAAGUUGCAAAGAAAGGUUAAAUCGAUCCAAAUGUUUCGCCAAAGCCACUCAAGCAUCCAGCAGGGUGAUCGAGCGGGCAUAUGUAUUACCCAGUUUGAUCCGAAGCUGUUGGAACGAGGCAUAGUGUGUGCCUCGAAUUAUGUCCACUUCGUGUAUGCUGCUGUAGUGCAGCUAAACGGCGUAAGGUACUACAAACGACCGAUUCGGUCAAAAGCUAAAUUUCACAUCACCUGCGGUUAUGAGACGGUAUUGGCGACAGUGCUGCUUUUCGCCGGCGAAAAUGAGCCAUUUUCAUAUACGCAACAGUACGAAUAUUUGGAAGAGUACUCUAGAGACACCAGUGGCCAGCGGUGCAUUUUCGCGCUAUUGGAGUUUGAAACGCCCAUUCUUGCCGCUCCAAAUGCGCUCAUUAUUGGUUCGAAGCUCGACAGCGACCUGCACGCGGCAGACUGUCGGAUAGCAUUUUCAGGGAGACUUUCGCAUAUCGUACGAGAUAGCAAGUACGUCGAAACAGUGCUGCCCGGGCUGCAAAUAUACAAAAACAAAUCGAAAUCUGGCACGAUACAACGAGUAGUAAACGAGACUGAGCUUAUUGCGGUAGGUUUAUUCAAAAAGACGGCCAACAAUCGCCAAGCAUUCGUUGGGUUGAACAUUUCCUUGUCUAGCGGUGAACGGGGCGUUAUUGAAGAUACUUUCGGUGCCAGUGGGAAAGUGAAACUACGUUUUCCUAAUCCGAUUGCACCGCACGUCUUACAGCAAGCCGAGCGCAAGGGAACAUCAUCAUUGGGCGAUGUUCUAGGGGUGGAGCUUAAAUUUAAAAAGUUUCUCUUCCGAAACAACGCUAAAGACAAAAAAAUUGUACAAUAAACGAAAUUACCACAGGUGAAACUGAUAUCGACAUGUUUAUUGCGGGUUACAAUGCAACCAUUACAUAUGUGACACACAUCACCUGCUUAUAAUGUGACUGGAGAAGAAAAAAAAUCUGAAAUUGUCU